Messenger RNA from Closterium sp. NIES-67, 5990 nucleotides. The record is from the annotation of a GenBank genome assembly. Lineage: Eukaryota; Viridiplantae; Streptophyta; Zygnematophyceae; Desmidiales; Closteriaceae.
AAAUCAGCUAAGUACCCUCUCCUCUCCUCCAUCUCCUUCCCGCACCCACCCACGCAUGCUCGCCACACCACAUUCUCACUGCAUACAACACCACUUGUGCAACGAAGCUCACAGUCCACAGACCAGCAACAGCAGGUAAAGCCACGGGUUAAGCCCUAGGUUAGGCCAGCCCCUUAGCAGGUACCCCCUCUUGACUGGUGAAAACUUGCACCCCCUACUCCCUCUUGACUGGUGAAAACUUGCACCCCCUACUCCCUCUUGACUGGUGAAAACUUGCACCCCCUACCCCCUCUUGACUGGUGAAAACUUGCACCCCCUACUCCCUCUUGACUGGUGAAAACUUGCACCCCCUACUCCCUCUUGACUGGUGAAAACUUGCACCCCCUACCCCCUCUUGACUGGUGAAAACUUGCACCCCCUACUCCCUCUUGACUGGUGAAAACUUGCACCCCCCUGCACCCGCUGGUCUGUGGAUUGCCACUGCUGUAGCACAAGUGGUGCUCCCUCUUUGUUCCUUUCAGUUAUGCUCGUUUCAGUUAUGCUCGUUUCAGUUGUGCUUCCUUCCUCAUAUCCUUUUUUUGUUACGCUAUCCUGGUUUUUUUCUAAACCCCAUUCCUCCCUCGUCCACUGACUUUCCCAUUCUCCCCCCUGCCUUCCCUUCGUCCUCUCACAGGCUAACCAUUGGACCGAAAUAUGCUAAGUACCCUCUCCUCCCUGCACCCACCGACUUAUGCUUACCACCAUGCCAUGCCAUGCCAUGCCAUGUCCUGUUUGUCCCCCUCAUGCCUUCUCGCCUCUAUGCUUCGUCUUCAAGCCACACCACUUGUGCAACGAAGCUCACAGUCCGCAGACCAGCUACAGCAGGUUCAGCCCCAGGUUAAGCCAGCCCCUAGCAGGUACCCCCCCUUUACUGGUAAAAACUUACACCCCCCUACACCCGCUGGUCUGUAGAUUGCUGCUGCAGCUGUCCCUCUAUGCUCGUAUUUAUUGUCAACAUCAGCUUGCCAUCCAUCCACCUCCUCAUUUCAGAAAUUUCUUUCUCUCACAUGCUAACUUCUCCGCCCACUUCCCUGCCGCUCCCUUUUCACAUCACAGGUCACUCGGAACAGCUGCAGCAGCAGCACGGAUGCUAAUCAAGCCACUGGACUGAAAUAAGCUAAGUACCCUCUCCUCCCUGCACCCACCGACUUAUGCUUAAUGCCAUGCCAUGUCCUGUUUGUUCCCCUCUAUGCUUCUCGCCUCUAUGCUUCCUCGCCUUCAAACCACACCACUUGUGCAACGGAGCUCACAAUCCACAGACCAGCAGCAGCAGGUUCAGCCAGGUUAAGACUUAGGUUAAGCCAGCCCCUUUCAGGUCCCCCCUCUUUACUGGUAAUAACUUACACCCCCAUACUCCCGUAGUCUGUGGAUUGCCACUGCAGAUGCACAAGUUGUGCCUUUGUUCCUUUCAGUUAUGCUUGUUUCACUUAUGCUUCUUGAUAUCACUACCAUCUUAAUUAUUUUAUGCAAUCCUUUUUCUUAUCCCCAUUCCUCCCUCCUCCACUAACUUUCCCCUCCUCCUCCCUGCCUCCCUUUUCCCUCCUAGGAUUCUUGGAGUUGGAGGCAGUAGCAACAGCAGCAGCAUGCAUGGAGAAGCGGUGGAGGAAGGGAAGGAAGGAGGGGAGGCAGGAGGUAAGUAUGGAAGGAGGGGAGGAGGGGACGGAGGGCAGUAUACCUGCUUGGAUCCGAGCAGGCUGACCAAGCCACUGCACGGAAAUCAGCUAAGUAUCAUCUCCUCCCUGCACCCUCACACCAAUGCUCGCCACACACCGAGCCUCACACACCAUGCCAUGUCUUGUCUUGUUUGCUCAGCUCAUACUUUUUCGCCUUCAAACCACCCCACUUGUGCCACCAAGCUCACAAUCCACAGACCAGCAAGAACAGGUAAAGCCCCAGGUUAAGACCCAGGUUAAGCCAGCCGGCUUGCAGGUACACCCUUUUACUGGUAAAAACGUACACACUCCUACCUACGCCCGUUGGUCUGUGGAUUGCUGCUGCUGUUGCUCAAAUGGUGCUGCCUCUUUGUUCCUUUCACUUAUGCUCGUUUCAGUUGUGCUUCUUCAUAACGUUUUUGUGUUAUGCCAUCCUGUUUUUUGUUUUUUUUUUUAUCCAUUCCUCGUCCCUCCACUAACUUUCCGAUUGUCUCCCCUGCCUUCCCUUCUUCCCUCACACACAGGUCACUUGGAGGCAGUAGCGAGCAGCAGCAUGCAUGCAUGCAGCAGCGGUGGAGGGAAGAUGGGGGGAGGGAAGGAGGGGAGGCAGGAAGUAAGUGUGGAAGGAGGGGAGGAGGAGAGGAGGGAAGCAUGCCUGCUUGGAGUCGAGCAGGCCAACCAAGCCUUUUGGACUGAAAUCAGCUAAGUAUUCUCUCCGCCCUGAAACCCACCCACGCAUGCUUGCACCCACCCACGACACACCAUCCUAUGGCAUGUCUCGUUUGCUCCCUUUGUGUUUUCUCGCCUUCAAACCACACCACUUGUGCAACGAAGCUCAGAAUCCACAGACCAGCAACAGCAGGUUAAGCCCCAGGUUAAGACCCAGGUUAAGCCCCAGGUUAAGACCCAGGUUAAGACCCAGGUUAAGCCCCAGGUUCAGCCCACCCCCUAGCAGGUACCCCCCCAUCACUGGUAAAAACUUACUCCCCCCUACACCCGCUGGUCUGUGGGUAGUCACUGCAGUUGCACAAGUGGUGCUCCCUCAUUGUUCCUUGCAUUUAUGCUCGUUUCGGUUAAGCGUCUUCUUUUCACUACAAUUUUUUUUAUCUUAUGCAACCCUGGUUUUCUAUUCACCAUUUCUCCCUUCUCCACUAACUUUCCCAUCCUCCUCCCUGCCUUCACUUCUUCCCCUCACAGCUCACUUGGAGGCAUCAGCAGCAGCAGCAGCAGCAGCAGCAGCAGCAGCAGCAGAGGAAGCAGCAGCUGAAGCAGCAGUAGCGGGGGGUGUGCUCCUGGCAUGUCAUGGGCAUGGCUGCACACAGCUCAAGGAAAGGAGGAGUCCCUGCACUCACCACCCCUUCUCCCUCCAUCUCCUCCACCACCAGGUGUGCGCUCCACAGGCGAGGAGGCAAAGGCACGGCUGCUCACAGCAGGAGAGUGGAGGCAAAGGCACGGCUGCUCACAGCAGGAGAGUGGAGGCAAAGGCACGGCUGCUCACAGCAGGAGAGUGGAGGCAACGGCACAGCUACUCACAGCAGGAGAGUAGAGGCAAAGGCACGGCUGCUCACAGCAGGAGAGUGGAGGCAACGGCACGGCUGCUCACAGCAGGAGAGUGGAGGCAAAGAGGAGGGCGUCUGCAGCAAGCAUCACUGUAAGUUCACUAAGCGGGAGGAGAGAAGGGGGCCUGAAACCCCCUGGGUCUUUAGAGUGAGCAGCAAAGGAGGCGUCUGCAACAAACACCACUGUUAUUUUGAGUGAGUGGUAGAGGAUACAGGGGGCCUGAACCCCCUGGGUUACUGGAGUGAGCAGCAAGGAGGGCGGCUUCAAACACGUGUGUAAGUUGAGUGAGGGGGAGAGGAGAAAGGGGGCUGAAACCCCCUGGGUUACUAGAGUGAGCAGCAAACAUAACUGUAAGUUGAGUGAGCAGGGGAGGAGAAGGGAGGCCUGAAACCCCCUGAAUAACUAGAGUGAGCAGCAAAGGCGGCGUCUGCAAGCACCACUGUAAGUUGAGUGAGCGGGAGAGGAGAAGGGGGCCCGAAACCCCCUGGGUAACUAGGGGGACAGCAAAGCAGGCGUCUGCAACAAACACCACUGUAAGUUGAGUGAGGGAGAGAGGAGAAAGGGGGCCUGAAUCCCCCUGGGUAACUAGGGGGAACAGCAAAGCAGGCGUCUGCAACAAACACCAGUGUAAGUUCAGUGAAAGGGAGAGGAGAAGGGGGCCUGAAACCCCUUGGGUAACUAGGGGGAACAGCAAAGCAGGCGCCUGCAACAAACACCACUGUAAGUUGAGUGAGGGAGAGAGGAGAAAGGGGGCCUGAAUCCCCCUGGGUAACUAGGGGGAACAGCAAAGCAGGCGUCUGCAACAAACACCAGUGUAAGUUCAGUGAAAGGGAGAGGAGAAGGGGGCCUGAAACCCCCUGGGUAACUAGGGGGAACAGCAAAGGAGGUGCCUGCAACAAACACCACUGUAAGUUAAGUGAGGGAGAGAGGAGAAAGGGGGCCUGAAUCCCCCUGGGUAAGCUAUGAGUGAGGGGCAAUGGAGGGCAGCUGAACCCACCUCGGUAAGUUGGGGGCUGAAUCCCCCAGUGUAAUGUGAGUGAGAGGGAGGGGAGGAAGGGGCCAUGAGCCCCCCAUUGUAAGUUGAGUGAUAUGCAGAUGAGGGGCGGUGGAAACCCCGUGGUAAGAUGAGGACAAAUCAAGGGAGGGGGGCUGGUUAGUGCAUGGUCUUUAGAGCAAGCAGCUUGACGCUCGGAUCUAAAAUCCAAAUGGGUUGGGAACUAUGGCGUUUCAACUUUUGCCCCAACAUGCGCUAAGCCUUUUUUUUUGCAUGGCUGGUUAGUGCAUGGUCUCUAGAGCAUGCAGCUUGAAUCUCAGGUCCAAAAUCCAAAUGAGUUGGGAGCUACGGCGUUUCAACUUUUGCCCCAAAUACGAGUUUUGUGAUCAUUUUCCCAUAAAUGCACAUUCUCUUCCUAAUUUUGUCCCACCUAUUCAACACGUCCUAAGCUCUUUUUUUUUUCAUGCCUGGUUAGUGCAUGGUCUUUAGAGCAUGCAGCUUGACCCUCAGGUUCAAAAUCCAGAUGGGUUGGGAGCUAUGACGUUUCAACUUUUGCCCCCUGUUCACGCUGUGCACGCUGUGCACCCCAUGCACCCCAUGCACCCCGUGCACCCCGUGCACCCCGUGCAGCCCGUGCACCCCAUGCACCCCAUGCGCCCCAUGCACCCCAUGCACCCAUGCACCCAUCCACCCAUGCACCCAUCCACCCCGUGCAACCCAUGCAACCCAUGCACCCAUGCACCCCAUGCACCCCGUGCACCCCAUGCACCCCAUGCACCCCAUGCACCCCAUGCACCCCAUGCACCCAUGCACCCCCAUGCACCCCAUGCACCCAUUCACCCAUUCACCCUUGCACCCCAUGCAACCCAUGCACCCAUGCACCCCGUGCACCCCAUGCACCUCGUGCACCCAUGCACCCCAUGCGCCCUGUGCAUCCGGUGCACCCCAUGCACCCCAUGCACCCAUGCACCCAUGCACCUCAUUCACCCCAUGCACCCCAUGCACCCAUGCACCCCAUGCACCCCAUGCACCCCGUGCACCCUAUGCACCCUAUGCACCCAUGCACCCAUGCACCCAUGCACCCAUGCACCCCAUGCACCGUAUCCACCCCGUGCACCCCAUGCACCCAUGCACCCCAUGCACCCAUGCACCCAUGCACCCCAUGCACCCUAUCCACCCCGUGCACCCCAUGCAUCCCAUGCACCCAUGAACCCAUGCACCCUAUCCACCCCAUGCACCCCAUGCACCCCAUGCACCCAUGCACCCAUGCACCCCAUGCACCCCGUCCACCCCGUGCACCCCAUGCAUCUUAUGCACCCAUGAACCCAUGCACCCGUGCACCCAUGCACCCGUGCACCUAUGCGACGCGUGACGCGAGCCAUGCGAAUGCGGCGAUGGACUCCUAUGGCCGUCGCUCAUUUAUUUCAAAUCCUUGCGCUUUUCCUGGGUACGUGGAUUGGGCGACAACCACUCGAAUAGCUGUGAGAAGUAUUUGCGCAUUAUUGGGGAGCCUUUGACAAUCUCCAGCCAUUCAGGAGGGGCUAUUUGAGCUAUUGCGACUUGUGCAAGUGUUUACGACUCGCUUUGCGAGACAUGAAACAGUUUUGCGAAGGGCCUUUUUCCUCCAUCCGAACCAAACAUACUGACGCAAGCUGCUGUGACACGUACAGAUCUCGACAACUCCCAGCACUACUCGUUUCCAAUUAGCCACCUUCUCUUCACUCUAGCUGUGAUGUGUUUACAUG